This is a messenger RNA of Lineus longissimus, 4268 nucleotides long. RefSeq names its product beta-alanyl-bioamine nonribosomal peptide synthetase ebony-like. The record is from RefSeq and is a predicted model, not a curated record. The coding region runs from base 99 to 2690 and encodes 863 amino acids. NCBI's taxonomy places the organism in Eukaryota, Metazoa, Nemertea, Pilidiophora, Heteronemertea, Lineidae. The transcript is spliced from 3 exons.
UGCACACACAGGUUGAUUGUUGAGCUCUAUGCCGGUAUAAAGUUGUAUACAUACAUACUGGAAUAGAAGAGCGAAUCUGCCUGCUUAAACUUGUAACCAUGGCUGAAAACAGACUAAAUGGUUUCAUCACCACAGUGCCAGAUCUUCUACUUCACGAGGUAUUUGAGAAAGUAGCUGCCCAGUCGUCCGAAAAACCAGCCAUCUAUGAUGGCGACAGGAUAAUCACAUUCGGCGAGUUAAACAGUCGCGCUAACCAGUUUAGUAGAAUGGUCAAAGAUGAGUUAUCUUCGUACGGAAUAUCACCUGCGAAAUCCCAGGAACCAGUGAUCUGUUUGAUGAUGUCGCCAUCAGUUGAGAGAAUUGUGGCUAUCUUGGCUAUGUUCAAACUAGGAGCUGGCUACCUCCCUUUGGAAGCGUCACUGCCUAUCAAUAGGAUCAUCCAUAUAGUGCGCGAGUCAAAGCCAGUCUGCCUCAUCUCGUCGAGCGAUAACGCAACCAUUAUAAAUAACGUGGAAAUCAUCAGUGAAGGUCUGAAAAUCUUGGAGUUUGAAUUCCUUCAUCAGAAAUCCGACUCGGAUAUCCAAGCAUGCAACCUUUCUGAAAAUGAGAAAAUCGGUUACAAAGAGAACCCACUGGCAUGCAUACUUUACACUUCUGGUAGCACGGGUGUUCCAAAAGGGGUCCGCCUUCGCCACAGGAACGCAAUGAACAGGUUGUCUUGGCAAUGGCGCGUGUUGCCGUUUGGUCAAAAUGAUGUAGGAUGCGCAAAGACAUCAUUGAUGUUUGUCGAUUCGUUGACAGAGAUCUGGGGCUGUUUGCUGGAGGACACACCAAUUGUCAUCGUGCAGAAGGCCCAAAUCGUCAAUACAGAACUGUUCAUUAAAAUACUGAAGAAGUUCAACGUCUCGCGGUUAAUUCUUGUACCUUCCUUGUUGAAGAAGUUGAUCCUGAUGAUAACCUCUGGAAUCACACCAGUUGAAAUGGUUUCAAAACUUCAGCUGAUUGUCUCAAGUGGGGAGGUUCUACCGCCACAGCUAGCCAUUGAUUUCUUCCACGUGUUUCCCAACCACUGCCACCUUGCAAACUUCUAUGGCACGACCGAGGUCACUGGUGAUGUCACCUUCGACGUCUUCACAUCGGAAGAUGAUGUUCGACAGCGUACAAAGAAUGGAUGUCUGUCUAUUGGAGCAGUGGUGGAUAACUGUUCUGUACACCUGCUGGAUGAACAUUUGGAUCCUGUGGAGAAUCGGGACAGUGAUGGAGAGAUUGUGAUUAGCGGGUUGAAUGUCGCAGAUGGCUACAUGCUAGGCAACCAGUCCAGUUUUGUGGAAAAUAUCUUGGAGCAAAAACCAGGACAUGAGCUUCUUUACAAAACAGGAGACUAUGGCACAAUUGUUGAUGGACGAGUCUACUACGAGGGAAGGAAAGAUUCUGUUGUGAAGAUCAGAGGUCAAAGGGUCAGUCUCAUGGAGGUAGAACGCGUCAUUUUGAUGGUAGAGGAUGUCGAAAAGACAGUGGUAUUGCUGAGGAAAGCAAAUGAACAGAAUCAGAUGAUCGUAGGGUUCGCCUUGCCAAAGAAGGGUGCGAAGUUAUACCGUGCUAUAUUAACACGACACUGUCGUAAGGAGCUUCCAGGGUACAUGGUACCAGAAAUCAUGGUUCUAGAGGAGUUUCCACUUCAGCCUCAGACAGGUAAAAUAGACCGUCAGAAACUUUUGGAACUGUUCGAGGCAAGCCUCGGCUCAGGUGCAGUCAGUAAGGAGUCAACUGGCGACCCUAUUUUGGACCGUUCUCUUGGUAUUGUCGCCUCUGUUUUGGGCAGGCCGAGGCAUUCCAUCAAGGCAACCGACAACUUCUUCAGCAUCGGUGGCAACUCCAUAAAUGCCAUUAGUGUCAUUGUGAAAUUGAAAGAAGCGGGGAUCCAUGUGGACACUGGAGACUUCUUUGCAGCAGAGACCAUAAAAGAUGCCAUAGCAAAACGAACAGAAUCUGGGAUGGAGCAUCUCACCAUGCCAGCGCUGAACGAGAAGUAUUCCAUUGAACCGUUGCAAGCAGGGGACCGAGAUGGUGCAAUUUCCGUGAUCGCCAAUGCGUUUAUCAGGAAAGACGCCAUGACGAUCGCCCUUGGUGUUCCAUUUCAAAUCUUCCACCAACACUUAGAGAAACUGUUUCCAGCCGCACUUGAUUGUGGAAUGUCUGUUGUAAUCCGGGAGAAGGAAUCGGGGAGAAUCGUUGCCGCAAACUUCUUUGCAGACAUGGAAAAGUGUCCUCCAGAAGACGGUGCGUUCAGGUUCUCUGACUUCAUGAGGCCCAUCGGAGAACUCUUGGGGUCGGUUGAUGCACCCGUACAGGAACAUUUAAAGGGGAGGUGGCUGACUGGGCUUCUUGGUGGGACCAACCUGGACCUCAGCUCGCAGGAGAACGUGGAGAUGUUUUAUCACAUGGAGAUGGAGGUCAUCAGGAGGGCAACAGACGCAGGGUUCGACGGCAUUGAGGAAACAAACACACACCCAGUUACUGUGAAUCUUGCAACAUAUUACCUGGGCUACAAGACAUUCUUAACCUACCAGAUCAACAAAUUCCUGUUACCAGAUGGACGGCGUCCAUUUGCGAAGAUCCCAGAUGACAGCAUCAUCGCAGUGCAGCUGAAGUUUUUAAGCCAACCAGCAAGUCAAAUCGAACUUGUGUAGGGCAGCAGGUCACUAUGAGGAUAGGUGCUGUUGGCUUCUGAGACGGUACGGGAAUUGCCUCGGUCGUGGCAGCAGGCAAUUCCCAUCAACUGCAUGCUAUUUUGCAACGUUUUAGUUUUACAGUAUAUUUGAUAGUAAAUGAAUGAAAUUACUACAGAAAAAUCGAGUUGCCUUGACGGGGAUCUUAGGAUUGCCGGUCCACUGCUCUACCAAUUGAGUUGUCGAGGUUCCGCGACAUUUUGUACUUCGUCAAGGGAACUUGAUUUUUUGUCUGUACUUAUUUCAUUCUUUUUCUCCAUGAGCCAAUAUUAGCAACCUAUAUUUAUCCUUUACAGUAUUUCAGUAUAACAACUUUACCUUACGAGUAUUUUGAUAUUUUAGAUUUACUUGCAGCAUUAUACUGCACCAUACCACCGAUGAGGGGUAUACGAGACAUGCAUUGCCGUAUUAUAGCCAUAAUAACUGAAAGUGGCUAUUGUUGGCUACGGUAGUUGUUAGUGUUAGCCAACUUGAGUCAAGGCAACUUGCUUUUUAUGUACUUCCUUAAUCUGCAUUGUUUCAUAAUCUUCAUAAGGUAUGUACAGAUAUGAGGUCAGGUGGGUAUGUAAGGCCACAUAUAUAAAGUACAGGAGGUCAACUGCACUUUAUAUGCAAUGAAAGAAGACUGAGGGAUUUUAUUUCGCAAGCAUACAUAAUUAUAUUUUAUUAUAAUAUAAGCUAUAUAUAAGUAUGUUCAAUAACAAAUUUAAAUAUAUGUAACAUUUAUCAUUUCAUGACCGACCAAAAACUAUGAUGAAGAGCUGGAAAGAGCCAGCAUUUAUAAGACCCUUGAAAAGCCUGUUAAUCUCCACCACCCACCACCACCUCCAAUAGGUGCCCCAUGCACCUGAAUAGUUCGACAGGGUUGAGGUCAAAUAAUGUCAAAUCAAUGAUCAAAUUAUUUCAACCUGUAAAAUGAUAAAGGAUGUGCUGCUGAUUAAAAUUCCUACUAGUUUAGAUUAAAUUAAAGUUUAGGUCAAGUUGUGCAAAUCUGAGAUGGGAUUUCUUCAAAUCUAGAGCUUAUUGGCAUGAUAAGGUAGAGCAUGGGGUAGAGUAGUCUCGGGAAUUUACACAACUAGCAAGUACUUUUAUGAUGCUAUGGACUUAGAUUUAGGUCAGACACUCGGCAAAAUGAUUUUUAGCACUCAAUUUGUGAUGAAGAUUUCAUGGGGUUCAGUCCUGUAGGGAGGGUGGAGGCAAUCUCAGUUACAGUAGAGCAUCCUUGUACCUUGAGAUUUUACUAGACUCUCCAGCAUGGGGAUAACAACCUUGAAUGCCGACUCCCAUUUUUUGGGAUAUUUUUCAUACCCAGCUCCUUUUGCUGGUACACAUCUCAGUCUAGUGAACACAACCACUUAUACUGGUAUUUAUGUACCUCCCGCAACUUUGGGGAAAUAUGACCUGAGUUCGUUAUCUGAGUAAUGGAGAGUUGAAAAUAAGAGGCCUCCGGCGGUGGGCGGGUAUCUUGAAGCAAUACUCUGGGUUGAUUGUAGGGCUUGAAUGAAAGAUGGGGUUCUAUUUGCCUAGAGGGGGUCGUGC